AUGGAGAAAGACACCCAAUUUCAGGCAAUAUGGGACCAGGCCAAAGAGAGGUACCGAGCCCUGACGGAAAUUGACCUCGAUGACCCCUCCGCGCCGCAUCCGGUCUCUACGGCGGCCCUGGUGACUAUGCUUGACACCCAAAACCACGAGUUCAAGCACUUUCGUGAGAAGCGCUCUCUGGUAUUCGACUCCUUAUCAUCUGCCUGCAAACCGAUCGAGCUGGUGGGUAAUCUGGCCGCCGGGACCGCAUCCAUGGCCUUUCCACCUAGUUCACUUUGCUUCGGCGCCGCUAUGUACCUCGUCAAUGCCGCCCACGGCGUGUCUGCUUCCUACGACGCCAUCGCUGACCUUUUCAUCACGCUGAAAGACUUCUUAGUGCGCCUGCAGGUCUAUAAUCGGGAAGACCUGCCGACGGAGCUGCAGGCUAAGCUGGCGGAGAUCCUAGUCACGUUGCUGGAGAUCUUCGCGCGAUCGACAAAGGUGGUUCGGGGCGGGUCCCUGGGCCGCGUGCUGCAUUUUACCAAGAACAUCCUUCUCGGUCGGGAUGAGACGCUGCAGGGACUGGUAGGUAAACUGGAGAAGCAGUGUCAGAGUGAGCAUCGCCUGGUGGGCGCCGAGACGUUGACCGAGUCAAAAAAGACCGGCAAAGCUGUGGCCGGCAUUGCCGUGACCGUCACUGAGACGAGCAUGGCCGUACAGGAAGGCAAUAUCAAGAUCGAUGAGGUGAGCCUGGGCGUGCAGAGCAUAUCGGUUGGCCAGCAGGAUUUCCGCCAGGAGAUGCGUGAAGAGAUUAAAGGCGUCAUGGCGGCCAUCGUCUCGACCGGUGGGAGCGGGAACGGUACGAAGGACAUACAACACCAGGCGGCGAUCAAGAAGAUCCUUGAACCCUCAGUGAGCCCUCUGGAUAUCUAUAAUGACAUCGCGAAGCGUCGGGUGCCGGGAACCGGCGACUGGAUCCGCACGGAGCAGCUGUUUCGCGCCUGGACAGACCAAGAGAACCCUGUCUUGUGGGUCUCGGGCAACCCGGGCAGUGGCAAGAGCUUCCUAUCGGAGAAUAUCAUAUCCUUCUUGCAGGAGAUGCACCCGCAGGGAGUGAGCCACCCGUCUCGGACGUCCAUCGGCUACUUCUUCUUCAAGGACAGCAACCCGGAGACCCGGAGCUUCCACCGAGCCUUGCGUGACUUGGCAUAUCAGAUCUACCAGAAUGAUCCCCUCUAUCAGAGAUACAUCCAGCAGAAUUGCCAUUCCCCGCAAGAUGUCAAAACCAUUCAAAGCGCCUGGCGGACGCUGUUUAUCAACUAUUUCGCCGACACCACGGCCGGAGAUAGUAGCGUCUUCCUCGUGUUUGACGGCGUGGACGAAGCUUUCCAGGAGGACCGCCAGACCUUCUUGGGGCUGUUAUCUGAUCUUCGGCGGGCCGACCCGCACAACAUGAGGAUUCAAAUCGUGUUGGUGGGUCGUCCGGAGAUCUUUGAUGACCUCGCUGAGGCCCUGGACGUCUCGCUACCUACCAUCCACGUGGACUGGCGCAAAAACAGCAGUGACAUCGCCCACUAUGUUGAAACCAGCAUCAGGAAGUCACGGGUGCUUAGCCGCGCCCCUAAAGCGCUACGCGAUGAGAUCGAGGAGACAUUGACGCAAAACGCCCAGGGCAUGUUCAUAUGGGUCGACCUGAUGUUGCGAGAGCUGAGCAAGAAGACUCGUGCCAGCGCCAUCCGGGACCAACUGACCAAAGCUCCUCGAGGGCUGGACCAGAUGCUGCGCCAUGUUUUAGAAAAUUUCAGCACACUGCUGAAGGACGAAGACCCCGACGACUUGAACGAGAUGCUGGCGUGGGUGACGUGCGCGCAGCGUCCCUUAACCCUAGGCGAGCUCGACACGCUCCUCAAAAUCCGUUCCGCCGAGGGAGAUGGAGUCUUCAAUCUAGAAAACAUGCUCCGAAAGCAAUACGCCUCCUUUUUUACGCUUGUCCGCGAGGAUGGGCUGACCACAGCAGACCUGCAGGGGGAUAGCAGCCUCCUGUACAAGGCGGAGAGUGAGGUCAUUGACGACGAGGGUCUGGAGGAUGUCGAGAAUGAAACCGACUUUGACUCAAGUCUCUCCUCCACAAACGUGAUUUUCUGCCAUGCGUCCAUCGGUGAUUUCUUCCGCGACCCAUCGCAAGGCAAGGUGUCUGGCGGAGAGGACUGCACCCCUCUGGGCGUGCAGAUUGUUGAGGCCCGCGUGCACACGCUGAAGUUCUGCUUGGAAAUGGUUUGCAGUGUCAGAGCACCGCUCGAUCCAGAAGACAGCGAGUCAAUGGAGGCAUAUGCACUCAACGCGUGGGAUGAUCAUCUUCUGCAGGCCGUCCCGGUCAUGGAGCAGAUUGCCCCUGCCGACAAGCAGAGUAUUGCGAAACUACUCGUGCAGAUGCUCCGGGAUGAGGUGGUCACCAAGCGCUGGCUAUCUCACAAGUCCUCCGUUUUUGUCACUCGCGAGAACCUCGAUCCCAUCAUUGCCUUCCUCACCGACCGUUCGACUCGCGAGACGUUGGACGAGGAAACACUGGAGUGGCUUUCAUCUGCUAUUGAGCAACCUGGAGAGUUCUACAGGUCGGCCGCAACGCUCACAAUCAAGGAAUGGCUGGCCCAGGAUUAUUGGGCCCCCGAGGUGUGCGUGAAGACUGUGUUGCAGGUGAUGGGUUUGCUGGAUGGAACAACCGGAGGUGAACAGGGAGCAGCCGAAAGCAAAGAAGAAGAGGAAGUUUCGAACGAGAUACCCACGGUCGAAGAGAUCCGCAGAGCCGCCGAAUGGUUGCCCCUGGAGCAUUCCGCCAAUUGGCACCGCCGCGUAGCCAUGUGUCUCCGAGCAUACGGUCACUACGAAGCCUCCAUCGAUGAAUUUGCUCGGGCCUUGGAGCUAGAUGACAAGCUCUGGACUGCCCGCGAAGGCAUGGCGAAAGCGUAUAUGGAGCAGAAGAAUUAUACGCGAGCCAUAGUGCUGUUCAAGUACGAUGAAACCUAUGUGGAGGAUUUGCUUGCGCAGGGCAAAUGCGGUGACGAGGAGGGAUCGGGCCAGGCGAAUACUGACAGUCUCAGUGACACCUGCGAAGAAAUAGCUGCCUGUUACCUUGCAUUAUCCGAUUCUGAUAAUGCUUUGUUAUAUUAUCGCAAGGCGUUUGAGAACUCAAAUCGGCGGUAUGUAAACCUGCAGUAUUGCGUGCAGCUUCUCGACGAGCUGGAUGGUGGAAAUAGCGAGAUAAUCGUCUUGCUCAAGAACCUCGACGAUGAGAUUGAAGGCGACGAUAUAACGCGCAUGACAGAAUGUCUAUUCUCCCCCAACUGGUCCCAGAGUCCCUUUCUUCACACUUGCUUGGCGGCGGCUGCUCACAAGGCGGGCGAAAUUGAAUGGCUUGAAAAUGUCUAUCAGACGGCAAUCAGUGCCGCUAAACGCCGACGGCUACCCGUGAUUGCUUUGGCCCUGGACACCUUCCUCGCUGAGGUGUACUCCAAUUACAGCAGUGGCAAGGAAGAUCAGGCCAUGGAUAUCUGGAAACGCGUCAUGAACUUCCCCGUUUUGUCAAGUGACGCCAGUUAUCUGAUCCGAUACUACAAACGCAACGUCGAAAGCUCUUACGCGUACAAUCUGUUCGCCAAGGCCCUUAAAGAAGACCCUGCCACUCGGGAGGUCCAUAUCCAAGCAUUGGAUGCCUUAGCCAAGCAUACCGCAAUGGAAUUAGAGGAGAAGCCGGGUGACAUCUUGGCUAAUCAAUCUGCGAUGUAUAUGGGCGUCUGGCACCGUUUGCAGGGCCGCGAAGACGAAGCGCUAACUUACUUCCGACCGUACGUGAGGAGCAACCUGAUGCUACUCUCGGACGACGACCCGGACAACGACCAAACGGCGUGGUUUGAAUUGGCGCACGUGCUGGCUCGUGCAGGCCUGGACUCAUAUGCUCGUGCUAUUUUAUACACACAUCACAAUGCACUUAGCGAGGACGAGCUGUCCAGCCCCGCCGACGACUCCAACGAGGGCAAAAAUGUAAAUGAUGUCGCCGCAUUGACAGCCGUCCUAGAAAAGCGCAUGGCGACGGCGUGGCAUAUCCCAAGUGGAGAUGGGGUGAGCGGAUCUGGCGUCUGGUACUGUGAUGGAUGUCGACGGAGCUGGGGAAACUGGACCGACGCACAUAUAUGUCGCUACUGCCAGACAGACCUCUGCAGUGAGUGUUUCCCACGGAUCGGGCAAGAUGACUUCAAGAUCUGCCAUGUGGAUCAUGACUGGCUGUACAUGACAGCACCGGAAAAGGUGGCACAGCCGGGGGAAAUUUACUUCGAGGACCGGAUGAUGUCAUUUGAUGAGUUCAAGUCAUUGCUGGCGGAACGUAUUAGAUGA
Messenger RNA from Aspergillus affinis, 4368 nucleotides. RefSeq lists its product as uncharacterized. Lineage: Eukaryota; Fungi; Ascomycota; Eurotiomycetes; Eurotiales; Aspergillaceae. Bases 1 to 4368 code for a protein of 1455 amino acids. The transcript has a single exon. Gene Ontology annotation, molecular function: protein binding. The record is from RefSeq and is a predicted model, not a curated record.